AUGAUGGAGCUGGUCCCUAAAACUAAGUACACUCACUUCCGGAGUGAAUCUCUCAGUUCGAAUGACGAUACCAACUCCAAUCCCUCCUCCCUCCCACCUUCCACCCCCGCAACCCCCCUCACCCCUCCUGGGCUACCCUCCUCCCUGUCCUCCUCCUCUCUCACCCCCAUCCUCCCCCCUUCCCGCCGCCGAGCCGAGAACAGCCCCACCACGCUCUGCUCCUUCUUCCCCAGGAUGGGAGCCCUUCGCCUGGGCGUCUCUGCCACUCUACUCCCAGGCCUCAAGGCCUCCAGCAGGCCUCAGCAGGCUCAAGCCCCCAUGGAGUCUUCAGGGGUUAACAGUUCCAGUUCCAGAUCUCCCCCUCCUCACCCACCUCACUGUCUAACAGCCCCUUCUCCCCCCCCUCGUCCCCCUUUGCAGGAUAUGAACCGGCUGGGCGGGGCGUCCAGGAGGGCGCGGGUGGAGGGGGGGCAGCUGGGGGGAGAUGAGUGGACGCGCCACGGGUCCUUCGUCAACAAACCCACCAGAGGAUGGCUACACUCAGACCACGUGGUCAGCACCACUGGGGUUGCCUACUCUGUACGGGUAAGAGUUGGUUGACCUGUCUGUCUGUUUUUCAGUUUGUAGGAUGUAGGCCUAUAGGCUAGUACUUGCAUAUUUCUUUAACUUUCCAUAUCUGUCCAUUUUUCUGUUGCUCUCUCAAAAUAAUCUAUUCUCUUGUCUAUCCAUCUGUCUCUAUCUGUUUCGAUCUGCCCCUCCGGUCAGUGGGGGUGUUCUGGAGGAAAUAUAAUCCUAGUUCAUAUGAGUUCCUUUCCUGUUUCCUGUGUAGUAUAUUGGCUGUGUGGAGAGGAGUGCUGUAGGAAGUGGCAUCCCUGUUCAUAUGCGUCUCCUCUCUAUUUCCUGUGUAGUAUAUGGGCUGUGUGGAGGUGCUACAGUCUAUGAGGGCGCUGGACUUCAACACCAGAACUCAGGUCACCAGGUGAGAACCCUCCAGUUGGGAUAGUUCUCCCAAAUUACAAAAUGUCAUAUUGGUUUCCUUACCCUGUAAGCAGUCUAUGGAGAAGGUAUGACAGUCAAAAUCAUCCGAAAGUAUCUUAAAUUGAUUGUGAGGCUCAACAAAGUAACUUAUAGAUGAUUUGAACAUGAUGCGCGUAAAAUGCUAAUAUCAGUACCAUGACUUGAAUGGGAUUUGUGCAACAAAUGCUAAAACGUUAGCAUUUAGAAACAGUGCCAGGGAAACUAAACCAAGGCAGGGAUUGCUGUCAUACCUUGUCCAUAGACUGCUUACAGGGUAAGGAAACCAAUGUGUCAUUUUGUAAUUUGGGUGAACUAUCCCUUUAAACUGUUGUUUAUGGUUAAUGAUCAAGUUACUUCACUCAGAUGUACUGUGGUUAGGUAGUUCAGAACAGAGCCAUGUAGUUAGAGCCUAGUACUGUAUAUGGCUCUUGUUCAAAACACUGCAAAUCACAAAAUGUACUCUUACUAGCUACCUCAUUUUCACAUAAAAAUUUAUUAUUUAUCUCCAUCUUCAGUUCAUAUCUUUCUCUCUCUGCUCCUCCCCCAAUUCUCUUUCUUGCCCUGUUCUAUUUUGGUCCCUAGCCUCUACCCAUUCAGUGUUAGACAAUCUGAAAGGACUCCAUAGGUUUAGCAGUAUGAUUGUGUGUGUGUGUGUGUGUGCGUGCGCGCCUUCCGCCCUCACGACCUCUAAAUUAAAAUGUUCUGGAAUCCUGGUGGUUUCCUUCUGGUUUCCGUAGUGAUGUUUGUAUCUGUGGUGAGGACAAGUGUGGUUGUCAGGAUGAUGAAGUCUGUGUGACAUGUUGCCUGAUUUCAUCUAAUCUAAGUAUGAAAUCCGCACGAGUGUGUUAGAGAGAGAUUCUCACACGUGUUGUUGUUUCAGAGAGGCUAUCUCAGUGGUGUGUGAGGCAGUGCCCGGAGCCAAAGGAGCCCAACGCAGGAGAAAGGUACACACCAAUACACACACACACACACACAGAGCAUUAUUUAUUUAUGUGUUAAGUGGAGGGCAGUGGUCAGGGCGUUGUUGGAUCUGGAUUUAGCUGGAUUGUCCACUCUGUGGUCAGUGGUACUUACAGGUAACUACCUCUGUCUCUCUCUUUCUCUCUCACUGUCUCUCUCACACACCUACACACACACACACACACACUGCCCCUUGUAUGAGGGAGACUUGUGAAUAAGUUGUGUGUGCCCAGACUAAGCCAACUCCAACUGGGCCGGGCCCAGCCUGUCUUUAUGGAGGAAGGGAGGGGGAGAGAGGGAGGGGGGGGAGGGGGAGGGAGAGCGUUCCUGUAAAACUAAAAGUAUCCACCCAAACACUACAUAAAACAGAGCUAUAUACAGACCAGACUGGUUUGGCUACAGCAUGUCUGGCCCUGCAAGACUGUGGGAGACUAUUGGGGACACUUUUAGACUAUUGGGGACCAUUUUAGACUAUUGGGGACUAUGCAAGACUAUUUGAGACUAUGGACUGUGUGGGACUUGACUAGACAAGCUUAAGUUUGUGUUGACCAGAUGAACCAUUGAGCAGAGCAGAGUCAGACAGGAUCACUGGCAGCCUGCAGCUGUUCUUCUACACACACACACACACACUCGGCUCAGACAUGCUUCUCCCUCUCUAUUGCCUACACACACACACUGACACACUUCUUCUCUGUAUAUUGUACAGUACAUUUACUAUACUCUGAUUGUUAGGUCUUCUUUUAUAAUAUCUUUAUACUAUAAAGAGCUCUCCCCCCUGCCCUCCCUCUCUCCAGCCGUCGUCUCGCUGUAUGACGUCCAUUCUGGGGAAAAGAAACCUGCAGUUUGCUGGGAUGACCAUCAGCCUGACGGUCUCUACCAUAAGCCUCAACCUGCUGGCCUCUGACUGCAAACAGGUGACACACACAUGCACACACCUACACACACACACACACACUCGGGCAUACAAACACACUGCGUGCAGGGAUCCUGAAUGAGUGAUUGUUGUUAUUGAUCUAUCUGGGUUUGUUAUUACAGACUAUUAAGGUAUUUAGUAUACACUAUAUCUAAUUGUCAAUGGAACCAACCCCUACUGCUGAAUGGAGAAACAUGAUCUCUCUCUCCUCUGUCUCUCUCCAUCUCUCUCUCUCUCUCUCUCUCUCUCUCUCUCUCUCUCUCUCUCUCUCUCUCUCUCUCUGUUCUCUCUCCUCUCUGUCUCUCUCCAUCUCUCCACCGCUACAUCUCACCUCUAUACAUCAUUCAUCACACUACCAUGCUCAAAUCCCUCCCUCCCUCUCUCUCUCUCUGUCUCUCUCUUCACAGAUAAUCGCCAAUCAUCACAUGCACUCCAUCUCUUUCGCUUCUGGAGGAGACCCAGUGAGUUAUACAGCCCUCUCUCUCUCAUCUCACUCUAUCCAUCCUCAAUCCCCACUCUAUCCAUCCUCUAUCCCCACUCUAUCCCCACUCUAUCCAUACUUUAUCCCCACUCUAUCUAUCCUCUAUCCAUUUCUCUGCCUCUGUCCAUCCAUAUACUCCUCUGCCUCUCUCUCCCUGCUUCACUCUGUCCAUCCGUCUACUCCUCUAUGCCUCUCUUCUCUCUCCCUGCUUCACUCUGUCCAUCCAUCUACUCCUCUGCCUCUCUCCCUGCUUCACUCUGUCCAUCCAUCUACUCUGCCCCUCUCUCCCUGCUUCACUCUGUCCAUCCAUCUACUCCUCUGCCCCUCUCUCCCUGCUUCACUCUGUCCAUCCAUCUACUCCUCUGCCCCUCUCUCCCUGCUUCACUCUGUCCAUCCAUCUACUCCUCUAUCCCUGUCACCCUGCCUCUGUCUUGCUCCGUCCAUCUUUCUUUUCCUCUAUCCCUCUCUCCUCCCUCUGUAUUCUAUAGCUCUUUUCCUCCCUCCUUUGUCUGCAUCAGUGGAACUCCCUCUCUUCCUCAGACACGUAUUCUUCCUCCUCCUCCUCAUCUCUUCCUCCUAGAUCAUUGUGUGUUAAUAGCUCCUCUGACUAAAUGUCUUUGCUUCCUUCUCUCUUCCGACUCACCCACUCUCCCUUUUCCUCCUCACCCUCCCCUUCAUAUUUCCCUCCCAUUUCCCCCUCCCACCCUCUCCUCCCCAUCCCCCUCUUCUCUCUCUCCCUCAGGACACAGCAGAGUAUGUAGCAUACGUGGCCAAAGACCCAGUCAACCAGAGAGGUGAGACUCAAUGUCAUCCCUCCAAUAUAUUUAUCCAGCAGCACAUCCAAUCCUUGUUCAGUACCUUACUUUGGACAGUGAGGCAGUGCCAAUAUUCUGUUUCCUUAUCUCUGUUGUUUACCCUCCUCUCCGCUUCCUUUCUGUCCAGCGUGUCAUAUCCUGGAGUGUUCGGAGGGCUUGGCCCAGGAUGUCAUCAGUACGAUAGGACAGGCCUUCGAACUACGCUUCAAACAGUACCUGAAGAACCCCCCCAAAUUGGUCACCCCCCAUGACAGGUGUGUGUUUGCAUGUGCGUGUGCGUGUGUGUGCAUGUGUGUUUCUCACUCUUGACUCCUCUCCCCUUUCUCAGGAUGGCUCCGUUUGACAGCUCAGCGUGGGAGGAAGAGGAAGAUGAGGGAGCACCGCCCUCUGCAGAGGUUCCGUACUAUAAUAACUUCCCCGGGAAACAACCUCCUCCUGGAGGACUGGUGGACAUGAGGGGCCGCCCCGGGGCUACCCUGGUGAGACACACACAUCAAGUCAUUGUCAGUCAAUAGUAUUGAAUCCAGCUCCAGACUGCAGCUCCAGAAGAGAGAGGGCAGUUCAGUAUGUAGGCUAAUCAUCUAACCCAGUCUCACCCUCACAUCACAGCAGACCUUAGUCUCCCACUCUCUCUGGCACUCUCUUUAUUCACCUCACUGUGUGUGUCUGUCUGUGUCUGUCUGUGUGUGUCUUUGUGUCUGUCUUUGUGUGUGUGUAUGUCUGUCUUUGCGUGUGUGUGUGUGUGUGUGUGUGUGUGUGUGUGUGUUAACAGUGUAAUGUAUGUUUUUCCAUCUGUAUCUUAAUUGUAUCUUAAUUGCUUCUGGCGUGUGUGUUUGCAGCCCUAUGGACAGCCGGGUCAGAAUGAUAUUCACAAGCAGCCGCUGCCCCCUCUACCAAGUGAGCCAUCUCUCUCUCUCGCACUCACUCAAUCACUCACUCUCUCACUCAGCUAAAGGAUAUGAGGUGACACAUAAUACAAUGACUUACAGCAAGAGAAUGCCACAGACACAGUGAGAGAGGAAAUUAGUCAGAUUGACCCUGUGUGUGUGUGUGUUACUCUAGGACAGUGUGUGUCAACUGGUCUGUGUGUUCCCAUAGGGAUGUGUGUGUUAUUUCAGGUCAGUGCUGCUACACUAGCAUAGGGUUUUUCUCCAUCUGAGUCCCUAAUCAUAAAUGAGCCAGCAACUGCACUGAGAAAUAGUCUAAACACACACACACACACACAUACUGUACAAACCCUGUCACCCCAACAAACACACACACAUGCAUGCACACAAAUUUUAAAAACAUGACACACCUCAACCAGAGAUUUGUGUUCAGCAAAAAGCAGGGCACUCAGAGCCACUUCAGGACUAAAAACACUGCAGGGUUCUGCUCUAUAGCUUUCACCUCUCCACAACAUCACCAAACAUACUGGUAACUAACCCAAGAUACAUCAUUGGCAUUGUGUCCAAUAGGAGCAAAUGAAGCAGUGGGCAGAACAAGCAAGGAGGUGGGCAGAGCCUAGCGAGAUCCUUAGUCCGUAACAGAUUCUAGUUUUGGGAACAGAACUGUAUUGAGAUCUAAUGUUUCAUCGAUUAGAACAUUUGCUGAAUGUUCGGCCAAGUUUCAUCUAGCUCCAUAUUCUCACACUUCCCGCCACUGGACUUCCUCUCAUCACCAUAUUUGGUGGUAAGAAGAAGUUCAAAACGGAUGCAUCAGAUUUAUACAUCCUGUGAAUUAUGUGUUCUUAAUAAUAAAUAAUAAUAUGCCAUUUAGCAGACGCUUUUAUCCAAAGCGACUUACAGUCAUGUGUGCAUACAUUUUUACAUAUGGGUUCUUCUUCUAUUUGUGACAUCACAGAACAUCCAUAGAAAUAUUUUUUGUAGAACAGAUACUCUAAAUGUUGCACCUCCCUGAACACCUCACAGGUGAUACCGACAUACAGUUAUGUGAUUAAACUCUGAUUGGUUGUUUCAGUGGGAGCAAAGGAGGGAGGGCGGGACCUGUGUGAUGACCCUUCAUACGUCAAUGUGGAUAAACCCCGCCCACCAGCAGCUGCAGCCAAUGGCAACGCUCACAGAGAUGCGUUCGAUAUGAGUGAGUCCCAGUUGGCCCUAUCAGCUAGAGUCUGUGUACAAUACAUCAACUGGCCCUGCAGUCUAUAGCAGUGACUAUCAGUCAUCUCGGAUAAGACUAAUUAGAAUGGUUAUCAGCUAUAUUGCAGUAAUUACACUACAGUAGAAGUCAUUAGUUUAUUCAUUUUGGUUUGGACAUAGGGGAAAUGAGAAUAUUGGUAUCCUGAAUGUAUCAAGAAUUAAUCUGGUCUGGUCUUAUAGUCUCACAAUGAAUCUCUCACUAUCUCCCUCCUCUUCCUCCUCCUCCUCCUCUCAGAGCCGUUUGAUGAUUCCCUGGGUGUAUCAGGUCUGGGGGUCUCAGCGGCACCCCCUCUGGUGGAACAGCUGCAGUGCGAGGCCUGGUUCCACGGCAGCCUGAGUCGCAGGCAGGCUGAGAGACUGCUGACCCGCGACGGAGACUUCCUGGUCCGAGAGUCAGGCACCACCCCUGGACAGUACGUCCUCACUGGACAACAGGGGGGUCAGCCCAAACACCUACUACUGGUCGACCCAGAGGGAGUGGUGAGUGGGGAGGGAGGGAGGGAGGGAGGGGAGGGGAGGGUGUUUGUGUUAGAGCAAGCCACCCAAAGCCUUCCCACUUAUCAGCUGUGAUGUGCUAUGUUUUGUUGACCCUCUCUCUCUCUCUAUCUCUCUGUCUGUCUGUGUGUGUUGUCCUACUCCUCAGGUACGUACCAAAGACCACCACUUUGAGAGUGUGAGCCACCUGAUCAGUUACCACAUGGACAACAGACUGCCCAUAGUAUCAGCAGGCAGUGAGGUGUGUCUGCAACAACCAGUGGAGCACAGGGCCUGAACACACACACACACACACACACUCAUACAGUAAUGCAACACAUACACACUCUCAGCAACACUACACACAUAAGCAGUGCGGAAUACACAAAUACUGUACACACACACUCACACACUGACCACAUUAAGGAAAGCCAAAAAAACGCACCUCUCUCACUCUUUCUGCCAAAUCAAUUGCUCGCUGCUUUUUCUCACACCCUCCUGGACGACACACUGUGACCUCCAUGAUCCCUCCUUCUGUUCAUCUUUCCAUCAUCGAGGUCCACUCCCUCCAUCCCUCCAAAGAGCGAGGGAGUAAUACUGAGGAACACCUCUUUUCUUUUUUUUCUUUUUUAAAAAAGUGGGACAGAAAUGAAUACAAUUUAGUACAAAACUGAGCAUUAUUAAUGAAAUCAUGCCAUAGAAUAAUUCAAAAAUGAUACAAUCAUAGUAAAGGAGGACUGUGGACCUUGUAGGGGUGGAGUGAAACGUAGAGAAAGGAGUGGAGUGAUGGAGGGAGAGGUCUUGAUCCAGAUAUGGCAGAGGAAACAUUUUCUCUCACCGUCACAGAAGCACUCCAAAGACUUGUCUGAUGAUUGGAAUCAUCAGAGAGCUCAGACGUGGACCCUCCAAUCAAAUAUCAGUGGAACACAGGAACAGCCAAUCAAAUAUCAGUGGAACACCGGAAUAACCAAUCAUGACUGAGAUCAGGCCUCCUGUUAAAUAUGCAUAGACAGUUUUGUAUCCACACAAAUCAGGGCCCUCGCUCACCCUCUAGCCACUCCCAUUUAAAGACCUUUCAUCUUUGACCAUUGACCCCCUGAGUGAUACCUGGUAAUGUCACGGAGGAUGUUCCUGUAUGCAAAAAGGGGGUUGCUAUGCCAACAACCAUUGUCUCCGUCUGUCCAAAUAUGGACAGGGUUUCUUUCCUGCCUCUGAGGGCGGAGUUUGAUAAAAAGGAUGUGAUUCAUGUCCAUCUGACAUCAG
Messenger RNA from Coregonus sp. 'balchen', 8061 nucleotides. Lineage: Eukaryota; Metazoa; Chordata; Actinopteri; Salmoniformes; Salmonidae. The record is from the annotation of a GenBank genome assembly.